Molecule: messenger RNA, 2078 nt
Organism: Micropterus dolomieu (smallmouth bass)
Lineage: Eukaryota; Metazoa; Chordata; Actinopteri; Centrarchiformes; Centrarchidae
Product: perforin-1-like
Exons: 4
Coding region: 40-1773 (577 amino acids)
Source: RefSeq, a predicted model, not a curated record
AACCAUCAGUUUGCAUCCAUCAUCAAACUUAACAACAACAUGUUUCUGUUGUAUAUUUGCGUCUGUGCCGGCCUCAUGCUGUCCCUCCCUCAGUGUACGUAUCAGUCAUGCAUGGAAGGAACACCCAGACAGUGCCUGGAUGCGGAAUUUGCUCCAGGUACCAAUUUGGCCGGGGAAGGCUUCGACAUUACCAAAAUGGAACGUAAGGGGGCCUUUGUGCUCGACAUGAAUCAGUGGAAACGCAAGGACAAAACAUGCACCCUGUGUAGCAACCCCUAUCUGGAGAACAAAAAGCAAAAGCUCCCCUUGUCAGUGGAGGACUGGAGGGCGAAACACUCCUGCAGCAUGAAAGUGGUCAGUAAUCUCCACAGAUCUAGUGAGUCUCUGGUCAGUUCCAGCUCCUCUUCGGUGGAAAACAACUGGCAGGCCAAUCUAGAUGUUAAUGUUGGUGAAAAAGGAGGCUCAGUGAUGCUAGCUGGAACCAAUUCUAAGUUAGCUGAAUACUCCAUGGAAAAAACGAAGAAUGACAAGUUCAGCUUCACAAGCCAAAGCAUGUCCUGCGAGUACUACAGCUACCGAGUGUCCCUCAGUCCCAAGUUGCACAGAGAAUUUCGCAAAGCAGUGAAACAGCUCCCCAAAAUCUACAGCCCUGAAUACAAGCAACGAUUCUACAAACUUAUUGACAACUUUGGCACCCAUUACCUCAGCAAGGUGAAGUUGGGAGGAAGCGUUCAAUCUGUGACCAGCAUCAGGCAGUGCCAGGCCAGCCUGCAGGGCCUCAGCGCAGAGGAGGUGCAGAUGUGCCUGGAGGUUGAGGCGUCCGCCACAUUCAAAGCUACAGUAAAAACUCAAUCAAAACACUGCAAGAAGGACAUAGAGAAGACGGACAGUAAGUCAGCCUUCUCCAGCCUCUUCAAUGACAGGUUCACAGAAAUAAAGGGGGGCCAUACCACGGAGCCAGACCUUCUCUUCUCUGCUGACAAAAAUCCAUCAGCCUACAAAGAAUGGCUGAACACACUGCCACAGAAUCCAGACAUAUUCUCUUAUUCCCUGGAAUCGCUUCAUGAGUUACUGCCAACAAACACCCCUGUCAGGAAGAACCUACGCUCGGCCAUUAGCCAUUACAUCCUGGAGAAGGGCCUGUUGAGGAACUGCAGUGAGCGCUGUCAGGCCGGCAUCAAGAGUGACCCGAGGGAUACCUGCGUCUGCCAGUGCCACAAUGACCCUGCUGUAAACCAAGACUGCUGCCCAACCCGUAAGGGCAUGGCGCGGGUUAUAAUAACUGUACAACGGGCGUCCGGUCUUUGGGGAGAUCACACCACAGCCACAGAUGGCUAUGUGAAAGUGUCCCUCAACGGGCAGAUGGUCCGUCGUUCUCCCGUCAUUUACAACGACAACAACCCACACUGGGGCAUGAUCAUCGACCUGGGCUCCCAGGAUUUGUCAGCAGGACAUCGAGUGAGAUUUGAAGUGUGGGAUGAGGACAACAACUGGGACGACGACCUGUUGGGACAAUGUGAGAAAGAUCUGUCCGCUGGAGUCAUGGAGGAUCUCUGUAACCUGCAACACGGCCGGCUCUUCUACAAACUGGAGGUGAAAUGUGCUCCGAGUCUGAGUGGAAAUUCAUGCGUGGACUACAAACCUUCACCUAUGAGUCAAAGUCUGAAGAAGCUGUAUGUGUCCCGUCAUGCCCACCCUAUUCCAAAGGUCAUCCUGUCACAGAUGGGUGUGUUUGUGGAUGAAAAAAGCUCACAGAGAAAUCUUACUGCAUAGAGUCAAAAGUCUGAUAUAUAACACCUGUGUUUAGCUUUACUGCGGCUUAUUUAGCAACAUCAUUAUUUUUAUUAGGUGUAUCGAUGAGGUUAAUUUAAGCAGGACCUCUUACCCAUAAUUGACACCCCCACUAAACUCUACUUAUGUGUUGACAAAGCAGCUCUAACUUAAUUAUUUUUAAAAAUCCCUAAUAUUUGGUAUGUUCAGUUUAAUUUAAAGUGUUAUUUUUUUCAGUUGCAGAUUUGAAAAGUACAUAUUUGUUAUGUAUUGUGCAAUCAUUAUGUAGCAUUUUAUUAUCUAUAAAA